Ylistrum balloti is the source of this 411-nucleotide messenger RNA. Its product is annotated as caveolin-1-like. NCBI's taxonomy places the organism in Eukaryota, Metazoa, Mollusca, Bivalvia, Pectinida, Pectinidae. The transcript has 2 exons. Gene Ontology annotation, molecular function: molecular adaptor activity. Gene Ontology annotation, cellular component: caveola. Gene Ontology annotation, biological process: caveola assembly. The coding region runs from base 1 to 411 and encodes 136 amino acids. The record is from RefSeq and is a predicted model, not a curated record.
AUGAGCUGUAAUCUGACAGACAGAGAUCCAAAUGACAUCAACUCCACCACCAAGGUUGCAUUUGAAGAUGUCCUUGCCGAACCAGAUGGAAUCCACAGCUGUGACUGUGUAUGGAAGGCCAGUUACUGCUGUUUCAACUGUGGUAAAAACUGCGCCUAUCGCUGCAUGACAUGUCUGUGUGGGUUGUGCAUCUCGUUAUACUGGGGAUGUGAAUUCGCAUUCAUAGCAUUUGAGCAGAUUUGGUGCGUGACCCCAACGCUGAGAAUAUUUGCUAUCUACUGUGGAAGCUUCCAAAAGUACUUCACGAUUAUCGUCAAUUGCUGCAUGGCCCCUAUUUGCCAAACCUGUGGUUUGUUCUUCAGUCAAAUAUCAGUCAACCACGGCGAAGGGGGUCAGAGGUCCACCUUCUAG